Molecule: messenger RNA, 2926 nt
Organism: Galendromus occidentalis (western predatory mite)
Lineage: Eukaryota; Metazoa; Arthropoda; Arachnida; Mesostigmata; Phytoseiidae
Product: protein O-mannosyl-transferase TMTC1
Exons: 14
Coding region: 1-2895 (964 amino acids)
Molecular function (GO): protein binding
Source: RefSeq, a predicted model, not a curated record
AUGAUGAAGUGGAAGUUCAAGUUCAUGCAGCGGCGAGUGACUGAAACGCGGCAUAAAACGAUGCGCCACCCUAAACCUUCCCCGUGGAGGGACCGGGUGUGUUGCGCAGCCGCUGCGGCGAGUGUGACGUUUCUGUGCUUCUGUUUCGACGGUUUCGGUUUGUGGGCUCCGAAUGCGGCGCUCGACGGUGAACUCGUUCACGACGAUAUCGUUGCGAUCGUUAGGAAUCCGGACGUUGUCAACAGCGAUCCCGGCAUAGAUUGGUACUCGUUGUGGACGAACGACUUCUGGGGAACGCCGAUGUCGAGUCCGGCAUCGCACAAGAGUUUCAGGCCGCUCACAGUUCUGACAUUCAGACUCAACUAUCUCGUCAGCGGUUCGAAAGCCAGAGGGUUCCACGCAGUGAACGUUGCGCUGCACUUUGUGGUUUGCGUUCUCCUGGGAGAGCUUGCCAGGAGAAUGACGCGAGGUCUCUGGAGUGUAAAGGAGUCUCUGCCUCUGCAACUGCUCGUCGUUGUGCUCUUCGGCGUCCAUCCCAUCCACAGCGAAGCGGUGACGUCGAUCGUGGGACGGGCGGAUCUUCUCUGUGCGACAUUCUUCCUCGUGGCGUUGCUGUUAUUUAUUGACUGCUGCGACAACGAGGCCCUCGAAGUGAACGAAACACGCAGUCCCGUUUCGUAUCUCGUAUCUUCCGCUCCGAUGCAAGACAAACCGAAGCAGAAAGUCAAACUAUGGCUUUCGAUGGGCUUCGCGACCUUGGCACUCUUCAGCAAGGAGCAGGGAAUAACCGUCCUUGGACUAUUUGUGCUAUACCGACUCGCGAUUCUCUGCAAGCGGGGCACCGAAGACAAAUGUUACAGCGUAAUCCAUCGGAUCCUGUACGCGUUCACAAAUGAUGAACUGGUGUUCACAUCUUGCUUCACGUUCUCCGCCCUCAUGGCUUACCGAGUGAUGCUGCAUAACGGGACGUUACCGAGGUUUUCGGAGCACGACAAUCCCGCAUCGUACGAGCCUCAUUUCCUGACUCGGACUCUCACCUACAGCUACCUUGCGGCCUUCAACGUCGGUCUGAUGCUCUAUCCGGCCGUUCUAUCGUACGAUUGGCAAAUGGGCUCGGUGCCGAUCGUCCAGUCGCUGUGGGAUGUGCGGAAUUUGGCCACUGUCGCCCUGUUGAUGGCGUUGAGCAAGGUCGCAUGGCUGAUAGUAAGCGACGACUUCGGCAAUGGGGUGACGCACAAAAACGAUUCAGCGGAAACCCUCGACCACGAGGACAGUGGAUCCGAGGGCAGUGUCAGAAGCUCAGCAUCCGAAGAAAAUGAUGAUUUUCCUCGAGCACAGCAGUGUGGUCCAAGUUUGUUGUUGAUGAGCGUAGCGUUGUUGAGUUUUUCGUACAUGCCGGCGUCAAACGUUUUCGUGACAGUCGGCUUCGUGGUCGCCGAGCGUGUUCUCUACAUCCCGAGUAUGGGCUUUUGCCUCUUGGUGGUGGAGGGCUUCCGGCGCACUCUCAACUACUGUAAAUUGCGAUCCUGUGAUUCGAAGCGCUGCCAGAAGAUCCUCUUGAUUUUCGUUAUUGCUUUUGUUGUCGCCCAUGCCGCGCGUACCCUUCGACGAAAUCAAGUUUGGCGCUCCCGUGCGACACUCUUCGAGUCCGGAGUUCGGGAGCUACCCACGAACUGCAAAAUGCAUUAUAAUUACGCCAACCUUCAAAAAGAUCAAGGAAGAUUUCAUCUCGCCAGAAAACACUACCGGAUAGCAUUGUGUCUAUGUCCAAACCAUGCGUCCGCACACAACAAUCUGGGAACGGUCGUCGAUUCCUCCUCCGAAGCCGAGAAGCACUUCCGCCAGGCUAUCGGUAUCAACCUGAAUCACGCAGGAGCUCACUACAAUUUGGGAAUGCUCUACAGGAGGAGAGGUCAGUUCGAGCUCGCGAGGGCCCUCCUCGAACGCAGUCUCAUACUGGAGCCGUCGUUGGCGGAUGCUGUGUCAUCGCUCGCCGACCUCGAAUGCCUCCAAGGACGUUGCGGCCGGGCCGAACCACUUCACCGCAAAGCCAUCGAACUCGACUCGGAGAGUGCACCUAUUCGGAACAACUAUGCGAGCUUCCUUCAUGACCAAGGUCGGCUGCGUGAAGCUUCCGAACAGUAUAAGAGGGCCGUCGCCCUGGAGCCCACGAACACAGCGGCGAUAGUGAACGCCGCCGAAACGAUGAAAAAACUCCACAUCGACCAGGAAGCUGAAGACCUCUACCGUCGAGCGCUCACCCUGGAACACGACCCCUGGGUCAUGGACCAGCUGGCGGUCCUUUACGCCAAAGCGAAGCGGUUCGCGGAAGCCGAGGAAAUGUUCGUGAAAAUUUCCCGCGAUCAUCCGUCAUACCUGACUAGCCGCCUUCACCAUGCACAGAUGUUGAUGCAAAUAGAUGAUAUGGACGGCGCCGAACGUGUUCUUCAGCAAGCGAUUCUGGCCGACGCCGGUUUCCGUGACGGACUCCGGCAAAUCGCGUUGCUCUACAGUCUCACUAACAGAACAAUGGAGGCCGAGGAGUGGAUUCGGAAAGCACUCCGUCUAUGUCCUCGAGGAGCCAUUGAAUGCGCGUCCCUGCACGCCGAUUACGGCGACAUCCUCAAGGACAUGAGCAACCUGAACAGAUCAGCAGAGUGCUACAGCGAAGCCAUCAAACUGCAACCACAUUUGACUCACGCUCACAUCAACCUCGGAGUGAUCCGGCAUUUGCAGGGAGACUACUCGUCUGCCUUCCAUCACUAUACGAUCGCGUACUCCCUGGAGCCGAACAACACGUUGGUGGUCGAGAACAUGGAGAAACUGCGCAAAAGAAUCCUCAAAUCUUUCCGGCAACACAGCACUACAAUAGACGCUGCCUUCGAAGUGAGCUGAGCCGUCAAAGCCGGAGCAAAAACACACCGUG